AUGUCUGGAACGACUGGAGAUGGGUCCUAUACCUCUAACGGCCCCGCGUCCUCCCCUGUUGCGGUACCUCCAAUGUUCCCUGCUGGUACCAGCAUCGAGAGGCAGCCGGGAAAUAGCUCCACGUCACCGCAGCCGUCCUGGCAAGGACCGCAGGGUGGCCAGCCAACAUCUCCGGCUCCUCUGCAAGACUCCGUUCCAAGGGGUCAGCUUGCAGGGGCGGUAGUGGGAAGCCUUCUCGGCGGUGCAGUUGCGACAAGUGCUGGUAUCAUCGCUUUCCUUGCAUGGAGAAAGCGCAAGAAGCGUCGGCACCGGCGACACUUGCGCAUUCAAAACUCAUUCCUGAUGCAGCAACCGGAGGACGACGGGAAGCCACCUCCGGGCAUCGGUUUGUCGCACAGCACUGGACACGAGCACCAAGACGCGGCAACUGGCAGCGAAAAUGCUAUGCCCAAACGGAGUAUCAUUGCUGCCGGGCCAAACCAUAUCGCCUCGCACGUGAACCUCCUCGAGGAGCAGAAGCGCUACGUGCAUGGCGAGAACGCUACGACCUCUAGCGCUACACAGCUCAGCGGCCCCAUGCAAGCAAAGAGGCAGUCCCUUCCGCGGGCCUUGAGUAGUGGCAACCCUCGCAGAACCAUCUCAAUCAGUGCGUCCGGCCUGAUCUCACCAGUGGCAGCGACCCACGCAGCAAAGGAGAAGGCUGGCAUGGGCGAAAUCGUCCGACAGCUCCGCAUGCAAGUCUCCACGCUCUUCGAACAGAUAGGGUUGCAUGUGGACAACUUCUAUCAGGACCAAAUGGCAGCUGGUAGCGGCUCCAGGCUCGAUGCAGAGCAACAGAGGCAGCUCCAGCUCUUUGAUUCUCCGUAUUUGGACGACUCCCUUGCCGGUCUACUCCCAUUCGCUCAAGACGCACGCGUGUUGUUAAAGCACAGCAUAACCGAGACUGUCGUCUCGAGACUCGACUAUAGCAGCCGCAUUGACGCCAAUGAAGCUCUGCUGCCUUCCGGCCUUCUGAACACGUACCGAUUGAUGACAGCAUCGACACUGCACGACUCAGCCACAGACGUUCAGCACUGGCGCACCCACACACUUGGUUUGCUCGGCAUCGACAGUAUUGAGAAGUCCAUGAGUUUGCAGGUGCAGAGUCUUGCUGCAGCAAUCACUGGCGCUUUCGAGCCAUGGGCAGUGAGUCGGUACGGAACCGAGGCAAAGACAAGCCACCUAGGGAAUCUCUUAAAGGAGGCCGUUGAACUAGGAUUGGAGAUCUUUGGGAUGCAAAACGCUGUCCACUGGUCGUGGGAGAUUCCUGAGGGAAGUAAAGGAGAGGUUGUCGUUUUCCCGAGCUUGCUUAUCCUGCAGGAGAGUUCUGGCAAUGCCGGAGGGAGCAAAAGAAGCAGCCGUGUUCUGGUCGGCACAGAGAUCGAAGUCGUGCAGCCGGUGCUUGGGUAUCUGAAGUUCGAGACAUAA
Messenger RNA from Cyphellophora europaea CBS 101466, 1467 nucleotides. RefSeq lists its product as uncharacterized. Lineage: Eukaryota; Fungi; Ascomycota; Eurotiomycetes; Chaetothyriales; Cyphellophoraceae. The transcript has 2 exons. The coding region runs from base 1 to 1467 and encodes 488 amino acids. The record is from RefSeq and is a predicted model, not a curated record.